Strongyloides ratti is the source of this 1722-nucleotide messenger RNA. Its product is annotated as Acetylcholinesterase. The transcript has 2 exons. Lineage: Eukaryota; Metazoa; Nematoda; Chromadorea; Rhabditida; Strongyloididae. Gene Ontology annotation, molecular function: acetylcholinesterase activity. Gene Ontology annotation, biological process: acetylcholine catabolic process; choline metabolic process. Gene Ontology annotation, cellular component: plasma membrane. The record is from RefSeq and is a predicted model, not a curated record. Bases 1 to 1722 code for a protein of 573 amino acids.
AUGAAAACAUUAAUAAAUCUCAUAUUAUUAAAUAUCAUUCCUUUGAUUUAUUGCGGAGGAUAUCGUGAAGUUAAAACAAAAUACGGAAAAAUAAUAGGCCGUGUAAAUGUUAUAAACAAGAAACAUAUCACACAUUUCUUAGGUAUACCAUAUGCUAAACCACCAUUAAAAAAUUUAAGAUUCAAACCUCCACAACCAUUAAAAGUACCAGCAUGGAAAACAACAUUUAAUGCUAGUAUAAAAGCACGAUCAUGUAUGCAAUAUGUUCAAAAAACAGGAUUAAUUGGUUAUGAUAUUACAAUCCCUACAAAUAAGAUAUCUGAAGACUGUCUACAAUUAAAUAUUUUUGCACCUCAUAAAACAAAUAUGCCUGUAAUUGUUUUUUUCCAUGGUGGUGCAUAUAACUUUGGUUCAGGAUCACUUUUAAUUCACAAAGGAGAAUUUCUUUCAAGAAAGACAAAUCAAAUUGUUGUAACUGUAAAUUAUAGACUUGGAAUUUUUGGAUUUGCAUAUUUAGAAUCUGGAAGAGCUAUUCCAGGAAAUAUAGGACUUCUUGAUCAACAAAUGGCUUUAAAAUGGGUAUAUGAAAAUAUUGCAAAAUUUGGUGGAAAUCCAAAAAAAAUUACAAUUUGGGGACAAAGUUCAGGUUCUGCAUCUGCUACAGCACAUCUUUUUGCUCCUAAUAGUACUAAAUAUUUUUCUAAAGUAAUUGCUAAUUCAGGUACUAUAUUAAACUCUUGGGCAACAAUUAGUGAUUCUUUUGCUGAAAAUAAUACAAUUGCUGUGGUUAAACUUUUAAAAUGUAAAACAAAAGAUUAUAAAAAAAUGGUUCAAUGUUUACAAAAAGCACCAGCAGAAAAAAUACUUCAAUAUUCAUUACAAGUUAAACAAGAUAACCAAGAACCAGUAUUUUAUUCUUUUGCACCAGUAAAAGUAGAUAACCUAUUUUUCAGAGGAAAUGUUUUACAUAAAUUUGCACGAUAUGAUAUGAAUAAAGAUGUUGAUUUAUGGAUUGGUAAAACAGCUAAUGAAGCAUCAUAUUUUAUGCCAUCAAUUCUACGUCCAACCUUCUCUAAUUGUACUUUAAAUCCAGCAAAUAUGUAUGAUUCACUAGAUAAAGCUUGUCAAAUAACAGAUUUAGAAUUUAAAGGCUUUUUCUAUAAAUCAAUGAGUUUAUAUGUUAAAAAUCAGACCCAACUUAAACCACUUUUAGAUCAAUACUAUAAACUUAAUUUAAAAACUCCAAGAGCUAUGUUAGAAAGAUUUUUGUCUGAUAUUCUUUUUGAUUGUGAUAUUAUACGUUUUACUCAUACUUAUGCUCUGCUAACAAAAAAAAAUGUUUUCUUUUAUCAUUUUGAGAAACGUUCUAAACUUAAAGCUUUCCCAAGUUGGAUGGGAGUUUAUCAUGGAACAGAAUUAGAAUAUGAAUUUGUUUGGCCUUUAAUACAAAGAAGUAGAUAUCCAAAAUCAUUUUAUAGUGAACACAAAUAUGCUCAUUUAACAGCUAAAAUGUUUGGAAGAUUUAAUCAUCAUGGUAGACCAGCACCAUUAUUUAGAAAAUACAAACCACAAUAUCCUGUUGGAAGCAUUUAUGAUGAUGUGUUAACUUAUAAUGGACCAAAACGUUUCAAAAAAGUCAAAACAGCAACAUGUAGUCAGAUUGGAGAAUUAAUUGAUUUAUUUAUCUUAAAUCAUAGCACAGUAGAAGAUAAAAAAAAAUGA